This is a messenger RNA of Microsporum canis CBS 113480, 1336 nucleotides long. RefSeq names its product ornithine aminotransferase. NCBI's taxonomy places the organism in Eukaryota, Fungi, Ascomycota, Eurotiomycetes, Onygenales, Arthrodermataceae. The coding region runs from base 17 to 1336 and encodes 439 amino acids. Gene Ontology annotation, cellular component: cytoplasm. Gene Ontology annotation, molecular function: pyridoxal phosphate binding; identical protein binding; L-ornithine transaminase activity. The record is from RefSeq and is a predicted model, not a curated record. The transcript is spliced from 3 exons.
UAAUAAGACACACAAGAUGGCUCCAAUGGCGACUCAGGUCGUCUCUGCAAGCAAGGAUGUGUCGAGAUACCACGCCUCGUCGACGGAGGCAGCCAUCGCGGAGGAGGCACAGUACGCUGCGCACAACUACCACCCGCUGCCCGUCGUCUUUGCGCGGGCCUCUGGCACGUCAGUGUGGGAUCCCGAGGGGAAGCACUAUCUCGACUUCCUCUCUGCCUACUCCGCCGUCAACCAGGGGCACUGCCACCCCGAGCUCGUCAAGACCAUGGUAGAGCAGGCCUCCACCCUCACCCUCAGCUCCAGGGCCUUCUACAACGACGUCUUCCCCAAGUUCGCAAAGUUCGUCACCGAGUACUUUGGCUACGACAUGGUCCUGCCCAUGAACACUGGUGCUGAGGCCGUCGAGACCGGUAUCAAGAUCGCCCGUAAAUGGGGGUACAAGGUCAAGGGCAUCCCUCCAAACGAGGCCAUCGUCCUCAGCGUGGAGAACAACUUCCACGGCCGUACCUUUGCCGCCAUAUCCAUGUCCACAGACCCCGAGUCGAGGGAGAACUAUGGUCCAUACCUGCCCAACAUCGGCAGUACCAUCCCCGGAACCGACAAACCUAUCAGAUACAACGACAAGCAGUCUCUCCGCCAGGCCUUCGAGGCUGCCGGCCCCAAGAUUGCUGCUUUCCUCCUCGAGCCUAUCCAGGGUGAGGCCGGAAUCAUGGUCCCUGACGAAGACUACCUACGCGAGGCCAAGGCUCUCUGUGAGAAGCACAACGCUCUCCUGAUCUGUGAUGAGGUCCAGACCGGCAUUGCCCGUACCGGAAAGCUUCUCUGCCAGGAGUGGAGUGGUGUCAAGGCUGAUCUCGUGCUCCUUGGCAAGGCCAUCUCUGGCGGUAUGUACCCCGUCUCUUGUGUCCUCGGACGCAAGGAUGUAAUGCUCACCGUCGAGCCUGGCACCCACGGCUCUACCUACGGCGGUAACCCACUCGGAUGCGCCAUCGCCAUCCGUGCUUUGGAGAUCAUCCGUGACGAGAACAUGGUCGAGCGUGCCGAGACUCUCGGUCAACAGUUCCGUGCUGGCCUUAAGGCCAUAAACGAUCCCAUGAUCCAGACCGUUCGUGGCAGAGGCCUGUUGAACGCCCUCGUCGUCGACGAGUCCAAGACCAACGGACACACCGCUUGGGAUCUCUGCAUGUUGAUGAAGUCCAAGGGCCUCCUCGCCAAACCAACUCAUCAGAACAUCAUCCGGUUCGCGCCACCACUCGUCAUUACCGAGGAGCAAAUCAAGGAGUCCCUCAAGAUCAUCGGAGAAGCCAUCAAGGAGCUCCCAAACUCACCCAAGUAA